Messenger RNA from Corylus avellana, 1099 nucleotides. The record is from RefSeq and is a predicted model, not a curated record. Lineage: Eukaryota; Viridiplantae; Streptophyta; Magnoliopsida; Fagales; Betulaceae.
GUUGCCUCCUCGCAUCAUCACUCCGGCAGAGAGGCAUUUUCUAAAGUCAUCCGCAGCUGGGCCUCCAAGAAGUUUAUGAGCGGAUGUGUCAUUCUUCUUCCGAUAGCCAUUACAUUCUACAUCACUUGGGGUUUCGUUCAUUUUGUGGAUGGUUUCUUCUCCCCGAUCUAUAAUCAUCUAGGGAUCAAUAUUUUUGGUCUUGGAUUCGUGACCUCCAUCACUUUCAUAUUCUUAAUUGGUAUUUUCAUGUCAUCGUGGUUGGGUGCUUCUGUUCUUACUCUUGGGGAAUGGUUCAUUAAGAAAAUGCCACUCGUAAGCUACAUCUAUGCUGCCUCUAAGCAAAUAAGUGCUGCAAUAUCGCCUGAUCAGACCUCUAAUGCCUUUAAGGAAGUAGCUAUCAUAAGGCACCCUCGUGUUGGAGAAUAUGCGUUUGGAUUCAUCACGUCUACAGUUGUUCUUCAGAGAAGCAUGGGCGAUGAAGAACUCUGCUGUGUUUAUGUGCCCACCAACCACCUUUAUCUAGGAGAUAUUUUUCUCAUUAAUUCCAAUGACAUAAUUAGGCCCAGUCUGUCAGUUCGAGAAGGAAUUGAAAUUGUCAUCUCCGGAGGCAUGUCAGUACCUCAAAUACUGAGUACAGCUGAUGCCCGGCCCAGUCCAGCAGCAAGGAUUGGCGACUAUGGACCAGUGAAAGUAUAACAAUGGACUAUGAAUGAAUUAUGAUUCUGUCCUUAGACUAAUUGAUGAGAGCUGGAACACAACAGCGCUAGCCAAACAAGUUUUUUCCGAGAAAGUGUUGAGGCUUGAAAGUUGCUAGACACUUGUUCAGAGAAUGUGAUGGCAGUUCAUGCACUGAGGUGACCAGUGGAGAAAUCCCAAGUGAAGUGAAGAAUCAAGAACCUCUAGAAUGACACAUGUACAGGCACAACUAUGGCCGUUCUUUUUUCUAUUUGUUUAUGGUGGGAAUUAUCUCAGUUUAAAGCGUCCCCUUCUGUCUUCUUUAUGAAAGAGAGUGUAUUUCUCCAAGCAGCUUAUUUGUGGUAUUUAAUGCAAAGAUUGGGUGAACGGCCCAUGUCAAUGUAUUUUUAUAAUUAUAAGCACC